This is a messenger RNA of Rasamsonia emersonii CBS 393.64, 1281 nucleotides long. RefSeq lists its product as uncharacterized. The transcript has 5 exons. Bases 1 to 1281 code for a protein of 426 amino acids. Lineage: Eukaryota; Fungi; Ascomycota; Eurotiomycetes; Eurotiales; Trichocomaceae. The record is from RefSeq and is a predicted model, not a curated record.
AUGUCUUCGAAGAGAGGCGAAAACUCACGUGGGUAUAGAUCUCAAGGUCGCAGGAUCGCGGAGGAAUCAACCCCAUCAACCGGAGCGGAGUUCCAUGUACUGGAUCCUUCAGGAGGACCGUUAAGCUUAGAGAGCCCCACGCAGCAGCACCAGCAUCAGCAGCAGCAGUUCUUCACCGAGUUCCAGCCAGCAUCGUUUUCAGAGCUCCCAGUUGAUCUGCAGGGGGGAUUGCAAUUGAGCCAUCUUGAAACGGCCUACUCCACUGCUAUUUCAGAACAGCAACAGCAGCAACAACAGUCUCUCCCCCAGACGAACCUCUACGAGGGAUCCCACCAGCUUCAGGAUCCAUUACUGCCACUUGAAUCAGUCCCAUCUGAAUCUAGUCCCGCAGAGGACUCGACUGACGUCGCUCGUCAGUCACAAGUGUUCAGUGCUGAGAAUCCCAGCGCCGUCAACCUUCUCCCUCCAUCCUAUUCAGGAGGAGAAGCAUAUAUUCCAGAGUCAAUGUAUGCCAGCUUGCAGACCUAUUAUCCAUCCAGCAUACCCUCUCUGCACAGCCAGCAAUUUGCUGGGAAUAUAGAGGGCGCCUUGUCACAAUCACAGCCGUUUCUCGCUUCCAGUGACUCGACGAAUAUGUUCCCAAACAACCGGCAGCCGAAUUCUUUCUCUCCUGCCCCGGGUCAAUGGACCCAGUAUGACCGUUCUGUUGGGCGAACACAUACGCCCGAGCAACCGCCACAGAGGAGACCAGACGAACCGCUGCCACCAUUUUCGGCACCUAAUGCGUAUUCAUCUUCACAGGCACCGGUGUAUCCAACCGCGCCCUAUCCGCUAGGCGUCCAACAAGCACCAAAUCAGCAAUUCUAUCCUCCUUCCGCAGCCUACAAUUUCAAUCAACCCAACUACGAUAUUCCUCAAACCUCCUUUGUCCCGUCCACACCUUAUCCCAUCACGACGAGUCCGGACUCUCGGAUUCCCGUGGCACCCUCACCGUUCGUUACCCCCGGCUCGACGGCUGGGACUCCGGAGCCUGAGAGCCAGGUUCGCGUGAUCGAGUCUCGACCGAAACCGCAAUGUUGGGACCACGGCUGCAACGGCCGCGAGUUUUCAACUUUCAGCAACUUACUACGACACCAGCGUGAGCGCUCGGGGGCAGCGGCCAAGUCGGAAUGUCCGCACUGCGGCGCGGUGUUCACGCGGACCACGGCCCGGAACACCCACAUUGCGCAGGGGAAAUGCAAAGGCUUGAAGGAGUCGAGUCAGUCGACGACGACUGGAUGA